AUGUUAAGCCUGUGUGGCAUUGAUUUGGGUAAGCAGUUGGAUAGCUCCCUUAACAUCCAUGUUACUGGAACUGGGCGGCGAAACUGGAGUACGGACCUCCACAAGCCUUUCAGUAUGUGGGGUUGCAGUCGCAGGCAUUUUCAGAAACACAGUGCUACAGUAAAUGCUUGUGAUGUUUGGGAAGAACUGAAAGAAAGAUUUGAUGAGAUUAAUGGAUCAAGAACAUUUAGUCUACAUAAGGAUAUAGCAACUCUAACUCAAGGAACAAUGUAUGUAUCUAUGUAUUUCAACAGACUCAAGGGUCUGUGGAAUGAAUUUGAGGCUUUAGUUCCUUCACCCGAUUGUAACUAUGAGAAAUCAAGAGAUUUUGUGAUAUAUCUACAAAGGUUAAAACUGUACCAGUUCUUGAUGGGGUUGAAUGAGUCCUACACACAACCUAGGAGUCAAAUUAGGAGUCAAAUUCUACGUCCAUCUAAUGCAAUGAACACAAUGGGUCACUUUUAUCAGACUGGUGUGUAUACUAGGGCUAGCAGUAGUCAAAAUGUGAAUCAUUUUGAACCAUCAGCUUUGUAUUUAAGAAAUGGUAAUCAAACUAGAAAUCAAAAGUAUAAAAAGGAUUACAAUCUUUGGUGUGAUGUGAGCAAGAUGAAAGGUCAUAUAAGAGAAUCCUGUUACAAAAUAGUUGGAUACCCUCCUAGCUUCAAGAAAAUAAAGUAUAGUAUAGGUAAUGGUCAAGGGAAUUCUGCUGCAUACAAUGCAUCAUUGGUUGGGCACCAUUCUGCUCAGAAUCAGGGGUCAACAAACCAAGGAAUUGAGAAUCAUAUCAUUUCUAAUGUCACUGGGUUGUAUCAAGGACUGCUAGAUCAAAACAAGAUGACACAACUAACAAACAUGAAUCAGCCUAGAGCACGAUCUGAUGACAUCUCAAGUAACACAACUGGUAAGUUUGUUGGUCUUAAUAAUGAAUGUUUAGAUAAAAUAGUGCAAUGGAUUAUAGACAUUGGGGAAACUAACCACAUGGUGUCUACCAUAAACAUGCUAAACAAGUCAUCUAUAACCAAAACUAAGAAUCCAAAACUAGUAUAUUUACCAAAUAGGGACAUAUCUGUGGUUACCCGCACUGGUUCAAGCUCAAUUUCAUCUAGAAGUACACUUGAAAAUGUGUUCUUAUUGCCACAGUUUAAGUAUAACUUAAUGUCUGUUUCUAAGGAUCUCUCAAGUGGGAAGGUGAAGGAGAUUGGUAGACAAGAGGAUGGGUCGUACCUACUUAAUCAAUCACCUGGAGAUUAUUCAAAUGAUGUAGUUCUAGUUGCUAAAAUAAAUCAGGAUAUUUUUCUAUCAGAAAUCAACUUGUGGCAUAUGAGAUUUGGACAUUUGUCCUCAUCAGUGUUAUACAAAUUACUUUCUAGUACAAAAGACAGUAUAGCUGAAAAAGACAAUACACGUACAGUUUGCCCUUGUGCCAAACAAACUAGACUUCCAUAUCCUCUCAAUAAAACUGUCAAGAUAUGCAGAACUGAUAAUGGUGCAGAGUUUGUGAAUGAAUUGUGUGACACAAUGUUUAAGAAUGCAUGCAUUAUAUAUCAAAGAACUUAUGCAUAUUCCCCUCAGCAAAAUGGUGUGGCUGAGAGGAAACACAUACACAUUUUAGAAGUCAGAAGAGCUUUAAUAUUAAUAGCUCAUUUUCCCUUUAAAAUUCUGGGGAUAUUGUGUGCAAGCUGUUGUUUACAUAAUCAAAGAAUGCUAUCUUCUGUCAUUGGCGUAUCACCUUAUGAGAAACUUCACAAAAGGAAACCUUCUUUAAAUCACUUUAGAGUUCUAGGGUGCUUGUGCCAUGCUAAAAUUGUUCAACAAAUAGACAAACUUCUGGCUAGAACCAAAACUGUUGUGUUUAUGGGAUAUUUAGAGGUUCAAAAGGGUUACAUAUUAUAUGACUUGAUCACUAAGUCCUUUUUUGUUAAUAGAGAUAUAGCGUUCAAAGAAACAGUGUUUCCUUUCAAAGAAAGUACAGCUGAUACACCUAUAUUCCAACAGUUUGAUGUUUUAUGUUAUGAUGAGCCUGAAUAUGCAGUUACUACUAAUCAUAGCGUUGAGUUAUCUGAUGUAGAUACAGAAUCAAAGAACUACAAGGAAGCUAUUAAGGAUCCAAGAUGGGUGGAAGCACUGCAAGCUGAGAUAGUUGCCUUGCCAAGCAACAACACUUGGGAAAUAGUCAGCUUACCAGAAGGUAAAACACCUAUAGGGUACAAGUGGAUCUAUAAGAUCAAAUACAAAGCUUCUAGAGAAGUGGAGAGAUUCAAAGCUAGGCUAGUUGCCAAGGGUUAUAUCCAGCAAGAAGGAAUUGACUACCAGGAGAAUUUUUCUCCUAUUGACAAGAUGGGUACAGCUAGGACAAUAUUGUCUAUUGUAGCUACAAAACAAUGGGACACUCAUCAAAUAGAUGUCUACAAUGCAUUCUUGCAAGGAGAUCUUUAUGAUGAAAUCUACAUGGACCUUCCACAAGGUAUUGCUCCUAGACAAUGGAAUGCUAAGUUGACAGAAGCUCUAGUAAGAUUGCAGUUUGUUCAAAGCCAACAUGACCAUUCAUUGUUUGUAAGGAAGACCAAGGAACUAUAA
Messenger RNA from Lycium ferocissimum, 2616 nucleotides. RefSeq lists its product as uncharacterized. The transcript has 9 exons. The record is from RefSeq and is a predicted model, not a curated record. NCBI's taxonomy places the organism in Eukaryota, Viridiplantae, Streptophyta, Magnoliopsida, Solanales, Solanaceae. Gene Ontology annotation, biological process: DNA integration. Gene Ontology annotation, molecular function: nucleic acid binding. The coding region runs from base 1 to 2616 and encodes 871 amino acids.